AUGGAGAAGAUGGUGGACAAUGCUGGAGUGAAAAAUGAUACUUCCGCCCCCAAAUCAGGAGUUUCUCUUGGAAAGAGAUUGGAGAGUUUGGGCAAGGAGGAAGUGGUGGAUAUAAUGUCCGAAAUGAACAAUGCAAAGAAUUCCAGCAAACUUCCCAAAACAGGCUCUCUAGAAGUUUUGCUUUCCCAGUAUUUGGAAACAAGUGAUUUUACUCAAAUUGAUAAUAUACUGAACGUAAACGACCGAAAAAUCGUAAAUCAGACCAUAGAACGAUUAAAUGUGAAGUUCGUACUAUCGCUCCUAGACACAAUUGUUCUGAAGCUGGAAGCUAAUCCUAGAAGAGGUCAGAUCCUUUUGCUUUGGGUAAUUACAAUUCUGCGUUACCACAGUUCGUUUCUUAUGUCUGUUCCUAAUUUACGUCGUCGUCUCUCAUUGCUUAUGCGUCUUCUGUCGGAUCGCAGUGCGUCUUACAAGAAAAUAAUGCGUCUCCGUGGCCGCCUCGACUUGGUACUGGAAUGUGCUCGUUCUCUGAGUGGGAACACAAUUGAUUUUACCCAAGCUCAAAUUCCUUUGGUAGAAGUGGAAGAAGGAGGCCUAGAUACACGAGCCAGAGCAUCCAGUGACGAAGAGGAUGAAAGUGAAAAUGAUUUAGAGGAUGAGAGUGAGAGUGAGAGCAAAAAUAGUUCAGCGAGUGAAGAAGCAAGUUUAGAUGACGAAGAAUCUAAUUAG
This is a messenger RNA of Blastocystis hominis, 729 nucleotides long. RefSeq lists its product as hypothetical. Gene Ontology annotation, biological process: maturation of SSU-rRNA from tricistronic rRNA transcript (SSU-rRNA, 5.8S rRNA, LSU-rRNA). Gene Ontology annotation, cellular component: nucleolus. NCBI's taxonomy places the organism in Eukaryota, Bigyra, Opalinata, Blastocystidae. The transcript has 4 exons. The coding region runs from base 1 to 729 and encodes 242 amino acids. The record is from RefSeq and is a predicted model, not a curated record.